ACGUAGGUCAAAAUAGUAGUACGAAGUAAACUUUUUGUUGAUUGAAUGUAAACUCCAGGAAAAUACCGUGGAAUUACGUUUACCCCAAAGACCUGUAAAAUAUGACAUAAUAUUCUGAGAUAUCUAAUGUUGCAAAGCAAACUAAUGUCUGGGGAAAUAGGAUUCAGUUGUGAUCAAAGAUGUGAGACCCUCAAGUGUAAAUUAUGUAGUUUUGAAACAGAUUUCAAGCUUACUCUGCAUUAUCAUAUCAGAAAAGUCCACAGUUCAAAUAAAAAUGAUGGAGUUUGUAGAAAAAUUGCAAAAUACAAAUGCCGCAAGUGCCAUUUUGCCGCCUAUUCAGUAUUACUGUGGUUCAAACAUAAUGUUAGAAAAAACUUGAAUAUUCAUGAAUUUACUAAAGUUUACAAAUUUGAAUGCACAUAUUGUCCAUUCAAAGCUGCUCAGAAGGUAACAUUACAAUUCCAUAUCCUUAACAGACACACUCCAUCUGAAGAAAUUAAAUGGUUUCAAUGUGAACAUUGCGAUUACAAAACUAAACUAAAAUCAUCAUUAAUUAAACACAUCAAUUUAAAACACACACUUAUUGAUGAAUCACAGUGGUUCAGUUGUGAUUUGUGCAAUUACAAAACACAACAAAAACGGUAUUUAAGAACUCACAAAAUUUACAAUCAUUCACAAGAUAUUGUCAUGUAUGAAUGUACCCAAUGUACAUACAAAACAAAAAAUCGACGCCACCUGAAAUGUCAUGAAUUAAGACAACAUACGACUCUUAAUGACGUCCAGUGGUACAAUUGUGAGCUCUGCACCUACCAGGGGAAACUCAAAUCAGAUGUAUCGAGGCACAUGCGAUUACGACACGAAGAAAAGACUUUGAAAAAGAGAAAUGAGUUCUCUUGCACCUUUUGUCCCUAUAAAACCUUGUUUAAACAUUCCCUUAAGAGACACGUCCAGAGGCUCCACACUGCACCUGAAGAAAUCCAAUGGUUUGAAUGUGAUCAAUGCGACUACAAGGGCAAAUGCAAAAGAUAUUUUAACCUUCACAAAAAAAUUCAACACUCUGAUGGUAGUGUUAAUAGGAUCUCAUGCGAUAUUUGUUCCUUUAGGACAACAACCCAAGAGGCGUUGAAGAAACAUAUCGCAAAAAGACACCCUUCAGGAAAGUUGUUGCACGAAUGUCCACACUGUUUUUUCACCACGGGACUUAAAACUUUCCUUAAUCGUCAUCUUGUGACACAACAUGCUGAUGCUGAACAAAUCAAGUGGUUUAAAUGCGAUAAAUGUGAUUACAAGGGAAAACUUAAAACUUAUUUGAUGAGACAUAUUAAGUUAAUUCAUAGAAGCAAGGGCACUAGUAAGAUGUUUACUUGUGAUUUGUGCGAGUUUAGGAGCAAGAGUAAGGAGAAUCUAAAGAGGCAUAAGAUUAGUAGGCAUAUCACAAUUCAAAAAAAUAUGUAGUAUAUUAAUCCUUAGUUCUUAAAAUUUUCUAGAAAACAAGUGCUAUUUUUGGUUCUGUCACUUCAUUUUAAGUUGUUGUAAAAGUACACUAGAAAUAUUUAUUAUAAGAAGUAUAAUAAUAAAAAACUAGAACCCAAAUUUCUAUUUUGACGCUGCCAACCUUGCAAUAAUUAUUCUACAUUUUAUGAUGCUAGGGAAAAAGUUCGUAUGACAAUUUUUAUCUACUCUUUAGUGUAAAUUUUUAGCUUGGGUUAAAAAAGAAAGAAAACUAUUUCAAAUUAACAAGGUAGAACAAUUGAUAAUAAAGAAUUGUGUAACUUUUUGUACCAACUUCUAGUUCCAAUAUUUACAAAACCAUUUUAAUAUUUGUUUCCGCAAUUUUUUGUUUUAGGUACAAUUGGAGGACAAAUUACUUCGGUCCUCAAUGUUGGAGCCCUUGAGUGGCAUAAAGUAAGAUUUCGUUUCGUUAACAAUGACUAUGACACUUGACGGCAAGAUCCCCAACUAAGACAUUUCUUUUGAUAGUUUUGUAACCUUUUUGGGAACAACUUUUUUCACACUACAGGUUGAUUCACGAGGAAUAAUGAGCCUAACCAAAUUCUUGAUGCAACCAUCAUUACACUUUUGCAAGUUGCUUUUCGACACUUAAAAAAAAACCUAUAAUUUGAAUCCACGAUGCCCAUUUUUGACAAACGUUACAAUUUUAUUAUAAACUGAGCAAAAUGUGGACUUAUUCCAAUGAUGAGAAGACUGACAUGAUUUCAGCUUAUGUAGAAUGUUUGAAAAAUGCAUCUCCUGCUUCCUGUGUAAUGUCCAAUGAAAUCUCGAGAGAAAGAGCAUCUUCUGACACGAUCAGAUUGCUAAGAUGCCAGGCAGACGAUGUGCAGUAUUUGGGUGCAAAAACAACCAGAUGAAAUUGAAAGCAAUGGGAAUAGAUAUUAAAUUCCACACCUUCCCAAGUGGUACAGAUGCUGUCUCGUCAGCAACAAGAAAUGAAUGGAUACAAAGAUGUAGACGAGUUAAAAUUAAUCCUCUCACUAGCGCAAUUUGUUCCAGCCACUUUACAAACAAGGAUUACGAACGUGACCUAAAGAAUGAGUUGUUAGGUAAACCAUUAAACAACCUACAAUUUGUUAUUAGGUUUGCCUUUGAAAAAAAAGUUAAAAAAGAAAGCCGUUCCAUCGUUACAUAUGCCAACGUCAGGAGAAGAACAAAAGCUCGUUGAAUCUGAUCGAACUAAGCGAUUAACACGAAGAAAGCAAAAGGGUCUAAGUGAGAAAUUAAUUGACAAACCGGCCACAAGUCCACCGCAAUGUGGAGAACAAAGUUACGUUCAGGGCAAAAGUAGAUUCUGUGCGGAUAGAUAUACCGAACUCCAAGAAAAAUACGAAAAACUGAAACAAGAAUUUUUCCAUUUUAAACUAGAAAGCCAAAGAACAAUAAAAUUAUUGAAGGGACAAGUACGAUAUUAUAAAACCCGACAUGACAAAUUGAAGAAGAAGGAGAAAGAUAAUGGGUUAAAAUGGUUAAAACUGGUAUUAACGGAUUAGCUAAUGUCACAAAAAAGAAAGAAGUUGGAAGGGAAAGAAUUUUAAUUUUUUUACUAUUGCUAUUCUCAAUACUUAUUAAAUAUCACGUAAUAAAGUUACAUUACAUUUUUUGUUGUAUUGAAUCACUUAUAAAUUGGUGUAUGAUUACAUGAAAAAUUAUACAGGUGUUUCAGAACAAGUGCUCCAGAGAAAAUGCCAAGUAAAACAUCAGAAGCAAAAAUGUAUCUAUUAAAAGUGAGAAAUUAUGGGGGUUUAAGGCUAUUAGAAGAGAAGCUGUAUACUGGAUUGUAACGAGGUUUAAUGUUAUUUGUGGCUUUUAUUUGCAAAGUUAUUGAACCUUUACUGAAUAAUUAUGAAAAAACAUAUACAGGGUCGCUAAAUAGUAUGGAUACAGAUAAAAAUUUUCAUAACUGUUUAACAGAACUCGUCGAAAUUUGGGAAACAGUUAGAAGUGUUCAAAUUCUAUCAUCUGAGACCUUUUUUAAUUUUCUACCAUCAUUUAUUUUCAAAAUACGAGGCUAACUUGAUUUUUUUUAAUGGCACGUAGGGUCUAAUUUAAUUAUUUUUGAAACAGCAUUUUUUUCGUAUUUUGAUGUAACAUAUGCCCACCUUUAUUGUUAUUAAAAGGUAGAAAAAUAAAAAUUCAAAAAUGUAAUUCUAAAACAGUAAAACAUAAUUAGCUUUGAAAAUGCUAUUAUUAGCGAUUUGUCACUUGCAUAUUAGUCAAAAAUUAAACUUGUGUGCAAUAAUUAGUUUAACAAUGGUACAUUUAAGUGAAAUUGAGCUUAUAGAAAUUCUCAAGUCACUAGAACAUCGUUUGUAGCAUAAAGAUUAUGUAAUUAAGCUUUUUUAAUUAAAAUGUGUUCUUUUUCAGUUAAAAUAAAUGUUAUUUUAAUAAUUAUUAUUAACUUUUACUUAUUUUUUGGUCAAAGUUCAGGCGGCAAAGAGCUAACGAUAGAUAAAGACAACAUUUCCAAGGCUAACAAAAUUUUACAUGUUUAAAAAUUUUAUUAGUUCGAUAUUUUUUUUUAACUUUUGAUUAAAAUAAAAAUGCUCUCUUUAAAAAUAUUAAAUUUGACCCUUCUUGCCAUUAAAAAAAAAUCAAGUUAGCUUUGCAGAGCAGAGCAGAGCAAAUAGAGAUAGAAAUUUGAUAAACAUCUGAGACGAUGGAAUUUAAAUACUUUUAAGCAUACUCGUAUACCAAAUUUCAAUAAGUUUUGAUGAAUAGUUUUCAUAAUAUUUAACUGUAUCCAUAAUUUUUAGGGACAUUGUAUACAAAAUUAUCGGUAACAUUAAAUAAACUUAAAAAAGGUUUAAAUGUCAAAAAAAUUGUCUUAUUAAAGUAUAUUUCUCUUAAUAUAUUCCUGAAGUUGAGGUUUUUACUAGAGACAAUCAAUCUUAGUUUUAAGACUCUUAAAAGAGUCUAGAAAAUUUCAAGAAUUUACAGAAACUAAAGUUCAAGAGCUCAAAUUUAGUUUUGUCUAAAUUUACUUAGUUUGCCUCAUAGCACUGUCAAUGUGGAAAGGAUUUAUUCUAAUAUCAGUCUAAAUAAAACUAAAACCUGUAAUAGUUUUUUAACUGAUGUUCUUGCUGGAUUUUUACAUACCAAAGAACUGAUUGGUAAAAAUAAUUGGUGAUAUGAAAAGAUGUAAACAAAGUAAAGUUUUUAGUUAGGUUUUUUUUCUUAAAUUUUCGUUUAUUAUUUUUAAUGUUUUUAUACACUUACAUCUAAAAUACGUUUGUUUUGUUUGUAACCGUGAAUAAAUUUUUAUUACAUU
Tribolium madens (black flour beetle) is the source of this 4783-nucleotide messenger RNA. Its product is annotated as zinc finger protein 142-like. The transcript is spliced from 5 exons. Gene Ontology annotation, cellular component: nucleus. The record is from RefSeq and is a predicted model, not a curated record. Gene Ontology annotation, biological process: regulation of transcription by RNA polymerase II. Lineage: Eukaryota; Metazoa; Arthropoda; Insecta; Coleoptera; Tenebrionidae. Bases 127 to 1455 code for a protein of 442 amino acids. Gene Ontology annotation, molecular function: DNA-binding transcription factor activity, RNA polymerase II-specific; RNA polymerase II transcription regulatory region sequence-specific DNA binding.